CCCACCGUGUCUCGCAGGCGCACCAUGGUGCUGCGCGCGGAUCAGGUGAACCUCAUCGGUCAGGUGUUCGAGUCCUACGUGCUGGAGCACCACAGGGACGACAUCCUGGGCAUCCUGAGGGAGGCCGACGAUGAGGCGCACUACCCUGUGGUCGUUGACGCCUUGACGCUCUUUGAGACCAACAUGGAGAUCGGGGAGUAUUUCAACGCCUUCCCCAGCGAGGUACUCACGGUUUUUGACAGCGCGCUGCGCCGGGCGGCCCUGGCAGCGCUGCAGGAUGCUGCUGCCGGCUCUCCGCAGCUCAGCCUGAAGCAGAACCUCCACGCCAGGGUGUCCGGUUUGCCUGUUUGCCCAGAGCUGACUCGAGAGCACAUUCCUAAAGCCAGGGAUGUGGGUCACUUUUUGUCUGUUACUGGGACUGUCAUACGUACCAGUUUGGUGAAAGUUUUGGAGUUUGAACGGAGUUAUAUCUGCAAUAAGUGCAAGCAUGUGUUUGCUGUCAAGGCUGACUUUGAGCAGUACUACACAUUCUGUCGUCCAUCAGCCUGUCUGAAUGAAGAAGGCUGCAACUCAACCAAGUUCACCUGUCUCUCUGGAACAACCUCUUCUCCUGCUUGCUGCAGAGACUAUCAAGAAAUCAAAAUUCAGGAACAGGUUCAAAGACUGUCUGUUGGAAGCAUCCCUCGUUGCAUGGUGGUUGUUCUAGAAGAUGACCUAGUGGACAGUUGCAAGUCUGGAGAUGACAUCACAGUGUAUGGAGUGGUAAUGCAGAGGUGGAAACCUUUCCAUGAGGGUGCACGCUGUGACUUGGAGCUUGUUUUGAAAGCCAACUAUGUUAAAGUAAACAAUGAGCAGCUGGCAGGGGUUGUAAUAGAUGAAGAAGUCCGCAAGGAAUUUGAAGACUUCUGGGAAAGGCAUAGGAAUGAUCCCUUAGCAGGGAGAAAUGAAAUUUUGGCUAGCUUGUGUCCUCAAGUUUUUGGAUUGUACCUGGUGAAGUUGGCUGUAGCCAUGGUGCUUGCUGGUGGUGUGCAGAGGGCCGAUGCUACUGGAACUCGAAUCAGAGGUGAAUCGCAUCUUCUGUUGGUUGGAGACCCAGGUACAGGGAAAUCUCAGUUUCUCAAGUAUGCAGUAAAGAUCACACCACGCUCUGUGCUUACUGCAGGAAUUGGAUCUACAAGUGCAGGUCUGACAGUGACUGCUGUGAAGGACUUUGGGGAGUGGAACUUGGAAGCUGGAGCACUGGUACUUGCAGAUGGAGGCCUUUGUUGCAUUGAUGAGUUCAGUAGUAUCAAAGAACAUGACAGAACCAGUAUCCAUGAAGCAAUGGAGCAACAAACCAUCAGUGUUGCAAAGGCAGGCUUGGUCUGCAAGCUUAAUACAAGGACAACUAUCCUGGCAGCAACAAACCCAAAAGGCCAUUAUGACUCUAAUGAGACUGUCUCUGUCAACAUAGCUCUUGGCAGUCCCCUGUUGAGCAGAUUUGACCUGGUCUUAGUAUUGUUAGAUACAAAGAACGAGGAAUGGGACCGCAUCGUUUCGUCCUUCAUUUUGCAGAAUAAAGGUUGCCCAAGCAAAUCCGAAAAGCUCUGGAGCAUGGAAAAGAUGAAAACCUAUUUCUGCCUUAUCAAAAAUAUACAGCCAAAAUUGUCUGGUGAGAGCAACCUGAUCCUUGUACGCUACUAUCAAAUGCAGCGUCAGAGUGACUGCAGAAAUGCUGCCCGAACUACCAUUCGCUUACUAGAGAGUUUGAUCCGCCUUGCAGAAGCUCAUGCCCGGCUGAUGUUUAGGGAUACUGUGACUGUGGAAGAUGCUGUAACUGUGGUAUCAGUGAUGGAAUCUUCUAUGCAGGGUUGUGCACUUCUCGGAGGCAUCAAUGCCUUACACACCUCAUUCCCUGAAGAUCCAAUGGCUCAGUACCGUAUACAAUGCGAACUCAUAUUGGAGCGAUUGGAGUUGCAAGGUCUUCUGCACAAAGAGCUACAAAGACUUGACAGAUUACAAAAGGAAAAUCCAUGCCGGCUGCAGCCUGAACAGACAGGUUUCAAUACUAUUACAGGAUGCUUGAACAAGGAUACAUUUGGGCAGUCAAAGCAACUGCCUCAGUCAGAACCUUCAAAUCAACAAGAGAAUAACUCCAAGCCAAAGCCUUCUUUGCCCGAAGACAACUGUGAAGGGAGUAUACAUUUAGAACCCUUGUGCAGCCCAGCAUAUGGUAAUAAUAAGAAUGCAAACCACUUGAUCAAGAGAGGUAGUGAAGGCAGCUUGGCGUGGUUUGACAGUUUGGAAGAGAGCACCACUGAUGCUGAAGAAACUUUUCAGAAAAAGUCUUCAGUGCCCAAGAUAUCUCCAAGUAACAGGACUUCAAAAGCCCUGUGUAAAACAUCCUCUUCUGAAGAAAGAAGUGCUUCAGUACCAAAAAAGGAAAAUGGAAUGAAAGAGUCACUAGCAACUGUGAAUCUAUAUGCUCCUUUGGAGCAAGACAAAGUUUCCAAGUUAAGCAGAUCAAGGACUGAAGAACACAACUGUUCUUCUUCAGAAGCAAAUAUUGAAAACCCAGCAUCACCAACUGCUAGUGUGCAGGAUUCAGUUAUUACACAACGGGUUUCAAAACGCUGUCAGAGACUGCACACUGAGAAAUCACAUGGAUUCUUUACAAGUACAGAGGACCCUGAGGCAAAGGCCCUUCCUUCAGUAUUACAUGCAUCUGGCCUGUCAGAUCUUUCAAGUGAUGCAGAUUCUUUACCGGAGGAAAAGAACAGUGUAUGUGUAGCAGCAAAACCAGCAACAGUUUCCAUGAGAAAGCGAAGUAAAGGUCGAAUAGUGAAGGAAACAAAUGUAGCAGGUUCCCAUGAGCCAGAAAUCCUUGACAGUGAAAGUCCUCCAGCCGCUAAACUAGCUAAAUUUACUUUCAGAGCAAGGACAAAACUUAAUCAUUCUUCAGAGAAGAAAAAUGAAGACUUUUCUCUUUUUCAGAGUGAAACUAUUUUUAAGCCUGGAGAGCAGCUCCAGGGAGAGCAGCUGCUAGAGGAAUGCUGCCCCCCUGAGAAAUGCAAUAUGAGAUUGAGUCGCUUAGGAAAAGCUCGUGUGGAAAAACGAUCAAUUGAUAAUAAAGAGAGAGAAGAGCAACAGAAUCAGGCCUUAGGGAAAGAGAUCAGAGGAAAUGCAACAGUACACUCUCAUGUCAGGUUUGAUGCUGUGUCAUCUCCACCCACUGAAAAGAAAAAGGAGGGAGAGGAGAAGCUGAGUGGCCCAAGCACGGGGAAGGUGCGCUUCAGCACAUUAGCCAAACUGUCAACAUUCUCCUUUGCACCACAUCCUGAGUCCCAGUUGACGACCUCAUCUACCGUUAAGGUUGACACUAACAAGGAAAGCCAUAGCCACUUGAAGGUGCACAUGAGUAAUCCUAGCAGAAGGAAGAGUUUUGCAUUGGAAAAUGCUAGUAAAGCCAGUGUGGUCACACAGAAAUCUCUCUUCUCAAUAGCAGAACUAGAUGAUGCUACCUUAGAUUUUGAUUGGGAUGAAGAGGUUAGGAAAGAUCCAAGCACAUAACAUAUAUAUCCUCCAAAUUACUUCGUGUGCAGUUCUCCUGAAUCUCCAUCCUUCUGUCAAUUGUAUCCAUAAUUUACAAAGUUUUUAAAACCAAUCAUCCUGGACCUCUGCUGAUAACAAUGAACAUACUUUCUUUAAAUGCUGUAUACUUUACAUCAGACUGUGUAUACUGCAGGACUGAUGUGUCUUUCAGUUCCCAAGACUCCAUAUAUCAGUUGAAUCCUUUGAUUGACCUGAUGUAACCUGAAGACUUGUAUGUUCAUAUACCUGGAAUAUAGUGAAUCUUGCAGAAAAGCAGGCUUAAUUGACUGUUAUCCUUUAGUUCCUGUAGCAGUUAGAACUCUGCGUGAUUCGGGUUGUCCUUCCGAAUGACUGUCCCACUUCAGAAAAAUGAUGAUGCUAAAGCUAUGUCAUUAUAUUUUGCUUUUGUAUAUAUGUUGUUUUCUCAGUGUGGUUAGCAAUAUCAUGAUUUAUCAUCAUGCUAUGGUAAGUAUUUCUGUAUUACUGUCCUCGUGACAAUUUUGCUGUAUCUCUGGUUACUGUGCUCGUUACAGUUGUCACACUGCUGAUGUUGAAGACAUGGAUCAAGA
Molecule: messenger RNA, 4139 nt
Organism: Pezoporus occidentalis (night parrot)
Lineage: Eukaryota; Metazoa; Chordata; Aves; Psittaciformes; Psittacidae
Gene: MCM9
Product: minichromosome maintenance 9 homologous recombination repair factor
Exons: 12
Coding region: 25-3549 (1174 amino acids)
Biological process (GO): double-strand break repair via homologous recombination
Cellular component (GO): MCM complex; nucleus
Molecular function (GO): ATP hydrolysis activity; single-stranded DNA helicase activity; ATP binding
Source: RefSeq, a predicted model, not a curated record